CAGUGGCAGCACCUUCGCUUACUGUCACAAGCGUUCAAUAUUUUUUCCAGUCAUUUGUCAUUUGACGUUCUGUGUGACUUUCUAUAUGUCAGUGCAGUAGAAGCCGGUGGUAGUGUCGGUAAAACAGCACAUCCAGCGCGCCGCUUGCAAAUUAGAAACAUGGAGAGCGCCGACGCCAUGCUCGGAGGUCACGCCGGCGGAGACCCCGCGCCCACCGCGGAAGCGCCGCACAUAGACUCUGCCAUGAAACGCGAUCAGGACUCGACGGACGACUUCGAGCACCUCGACCGCGAGGGCAAGCAGGAGGCUGGCGAGUCGCCACAGCAUCAUCAUCGCGCUGCCACGCAAAGCUUCCUCGAGAUGGAGCGUGGGCCGCUGGCAGAGCCGCCACGCGCGCCUUCCGCUACCGACAAGCUGGCCGAUCACAUCGCGGAUCAUAUCGCCGAUCACAUUGCUGAUAAGUUCACCGAUAGCGAGUCGGACGCCGACACGGCCGGCGAAUCGCCACUCCACAGGCCAGAGCCGCCCAAGCCAAGCGCUCCUGCGCCAGAGCCCGUACAUGACCCUACACCAGUGCUAGCCCCGACACCGGCUCCGGCACCGGCCCCGGCUCCGGCCCCCGUGGCCGCUCCCAUCGCGCCGCCGCCCGUGGAGAAGCCGGUAGAGCCUGUAGCCAAGCCGCCAGCAGCGGCGCCCGUGCGUGAACCCACCCCGGAACCGCCCGCGCCGCAGCCGAAGCAGGAGCCGGCGCCGCCGCCGCGGCCCGCGCCCGCCGAGCCCGAGCCGUCCCGCGCGCCCACCGCGCAUGUCAUCGAGGCGGAGGUCAUUUUCUGCCAGAUGGGACUGGAUGCCUGGUUCGACCCGCAGCGCCUGCACCCUGAAGUGGAGUCGCUGAUAUACUGGCGGUCGGCCGGGCGGUCGGGCGCGGCGCUGGGCGCGGGGCUGGCGCUGCUGGUGGCGCUGGCGUGCUGCUCGGUGGUGUCGGUGCUCGCGUACGCCUCGCUGCUCGCGCUCUCCGCCGCCGUCGCCUUCCGCAUAUACAAGAAUGUGCUGCAGGCCGUGCAGAAAACUAACGACGGACAUCCAUUCAAAUGGUUGUUGGAGAAGGACGUGAGCGUGUCGGCGGAGCGCGCGCAGUCGCUGGCGGCCGCCGCCACCGCGCAUCUCAACGCCGCCGUCGCUGAGCUGCGCAGACUGUUCCUGGUGGAGGAUCUGGUGGACUCGCUGAAGUUCGGCGUGCUGCUGUGGUGCCUCACGUACGUGGGCGCCUGCUUCAACGGCAUCACGCUCAUCAUACUCGGGUGGAUAGCGCUGUUCACUCUUCCCAAAGCGUACGAGAUGAACAAAGCGCAAGUGGAUGCGAACCUUGAACUGGCUCGCGCCAAGAUCAACGAGAUCUCAGCUAAGGUGCGCGCGGCCGUGCCGCUGGGCCGCAAGGCGGACAGCGACAAGGACAAGUAGGCGCCACGCCGGGGGACUGCACUCGCUGUUUGUUAUAUUUAUUAUUACUGUACCAUUAAAUAAAACCACUUACGUGUAAAGCUUUAUGAGACGAAUCAUGCGGAGAUUAUUGUAUUGCUUUUUGAAAUUUUAAAUUAAAAUAACUGUCGAACCGAUC
This is a messenger RNA of Manduca sexta (tobacco hornworm), 1618 nucleotides long. RefSeq names its product reticulon-1-A (gene Rtnl1). Bases 160 to 1461 code for a protein of 433 amino acids. The transcript has 8 exons. The record is from RefSeq and is a predicted model, not a curated record. Lineage: Eukaryota; Metazoa; Arthropoda; Insecta; Lepidoptera; Sphingidae.